Molecule: messenger RNA, 822 nt
Organism: Lecanosticta acicola
Lineage: Eukaryota; Fungi; Ascomycota; Dothideomycetes; Mycosphaerellales; Mycosphaerellaceae
Source: the annotation of a GenBank genome assembly
AUGUCGAAUAAGAACUCUCAACCCGACGACGACCAGCUUGGCACAAUCCCUCACGAACGAAAAGAACAACGGCCCGACUUCUCACAACCUCUACCUAGACAAAAGCUUCCCAAAGAGCUCCAAAAGAAUCUCGAUGAUGAGCAGAGCUACUGGGCUGUUCUCACCUCCGGCAAAGCCGAGGACUCUACGGAGUCUAGCGUCCGAUAUGCCGCCUAUGCCUCAAGACUACGAACGAUCAUGCUCAGCGCCCACCGAUACGUAGCCUACACGAGCGAUAUAGGAGAAUCAUUCCGACCGGUUGCACAUCCGUAUAUGGUUCGCGCUGCAUACGGUAUUUCCUGGGCAUACCUCAUCGGAGACGUGGGAUACGAGGGGUACAAAGCACGUAUACGCAAUCAGAGGAUCCUGAAUCCGGAGACGGAAGAGGACAAGCGGGAAGCGGAACUCAGCCCUGGACGAACAGUACCUGCAAUCGAGGACUACCGUAGCGUAAUGGCGCAGAGAGCAGUCUUCCAGGGCCUUGCGAGUAUGGGUCUGCCGGCCUUCACUAUCCACAGCAUCGUGCGAUACUCAGGACGCGCGAUGAAGAAUGUCAAGAACGUCAAACUACGGACCUGGGGACCCAUUGGAUUGGGGCUUGCUGCAGUCCCUGCACUACCCUACAUGUUCGACGAACCUGUCGAGUACGCAACGGAAUGGGUCUUCCACAAGGCUUUCGAGACUUUCGGCGGCCCUCAAGCCGUCGGCAAGGACGCAAAAGGAAGAGGCGUGAGUCUACAACAAAAGAAGGUGGAAGAGAAGCUCGAGGAAAGAGAGCUAUAG